Messenger RNA from Cryptomeria japonica (Japanese cedar), 1380 nucleotides. RefSeq lists its product as uncharacterized. The transcript has a single exon. The coding region runs from base 1 to 1380 and encodes 459 amino acids. The record is from RefSeq and is a predicted model, not a curated record. Lineage: Eukaryota; Viridiplantae; Streptophyta; Pinopsida; Cupressales; Cupressaceae.
AUGGGGGAGAAGGACAAGCCUCCGAAUAUUUUGCAGGUUGAUGGUACUUUGUCGGAAAAGAAUGUGGGUCCUGGAAACCCGGUUGGGGGGUCUAGGCCACGUGAAGUUGUAUUGGAGAAUGGAAAAGAAAUUAGAAGGUGGUCAACUCUCUUUGGAACUAGACCAUCUGGGAAAUCUUCCCUGCCUCCUGUUCAAAACAUAUUGGACCCGACUGGUGGUAAGUUUUCCAUCUCUAUUCCUGACUUGGUUUUGGAUCAUAACAUAAGUAGUAUGUCAAACUCUCUAGUGGGUAAAUUCAUGGGACCAUGCCCAAACAUUGAGGUUGUUAGGGCUUAUGUUAAACGGAAAUGGGCUUUGAAAGGCAAUGUUGAAAUUUCAGCUCUGCCCAAAGGCCUUCUCUCCUUUGCCUUUUCUUGCGAAGAAGACAAAAUAAGGAUUCUUUGUGGUAACCCUUGGUUGGCCAGAAAGAUAGCUCUGGUCCUCCAGAAAUGGCACCCAAAUCUAAAUAUGAGUGAAUAUCUUCUGGUGCAAGUCCCAGUCUGGGUUAAGCUCCCAGGUCUGCCUCUUGAAUUCUGGGCAGAAAGUAUUUUCUUGGGUAUUGCAAGCUCUUUUGGUGAGAUCCUCUCAAUAGAUCCAAUCAUAGCUUCAAGAAGAAGGCUCACUCAUGCCAGAUUUUGUAUAGGGGUUACCCACGAUGUAGAUAUGCUUGAGCAAAUAGAUAUUGUGUCUAAGUUGGGUACUUGGAAACAACAAAUCGAAUAUGAAUCCAUCCCCUUUUCUUGUUUCCACUGCAAAAAAGAAGGUCACUGGGCUAAACAUUACCCUCUAAAACCCAUAGGGGAUAACAAGAAAGCCAAAAAUCCAGUUGAGAGUAGAAAGGCUCUGGAGAAAAUGACCUGGCAAGUAAAAAAUACAGAAAACAAGAAAGCUGGCCCAACUGAGAUCAACUAUUUUGGACCCUUGGGGGAGAACAAGGAUGUGGUCUCCUCAACCUCUGUUUCUAAACAUCAUUCCCCCCAAGAAAAUUUGAGGAAGGAAUGUAUGGGAGCAAAUAAUAUCAUGGGAGGGCAGAUCCCAAGAGAGGAAAUAAAAGAACAAAAUGAAUCUUCUAAAGAAACUACCCAGAUGGUGAUUACUGACACCUUGACUAGUAAGGAAGCUUUAAACGAAGAGAAUCAGAAGGAUAAGAAUAUUAAGGAAGUGGAUAAAUCUAAGGAAGGGGAGAUCACUGGAUCACAUGAAGAGAAGGCUGACUCUUCCCCUCUCACAAAUAGUUCUGAUUUUCAAGAGGCCCAGAACUGUGUUAUCUUGGGACAGAAUCUUUCUAAUUCAGACCAUGCCUCUAAAACAAUUAUUAGCUCUUCACAUGACUCCAGAUAA